AUGUCUGUUAAUACAAAUGAAGAGUUUGACCUGGAUCUCUUGAUCCAGCAGAUCGGACCUUUUGGGAAAUAUCAGUUGUUGAACUACCUCUUGAUCUGUAUUCCGGUAACCUUGACCGCAAUGUAUAGUCUGGCUUUCGUCUUCACAGCUGGUGAUCUUGAUUAUCGGUGUCGGAUUGCUGAAUGCGAUCCAGACAAUCCUAAUCUUCAUGCUACUUUUCUGAAUUUCACUACCCCAAUAGAUGGGGAUAGGUUCUCCAUGUGCCAGAAGUUCCAGCAUAUCCCCAAUGGAACAGUUGAGGAUCAGUGUCAAGUCGAUCUCUUUGAUCACAACAAAGUAGAAGAUUGUUCAGAUUUUGUAUAUCAAGAUGACGAGACGACCAUCCUCAGUGAAUGGGAUCUAGGGUGCAGUGAAGAAUGGAAGCUCUCCCUAGAUGGUAGCAUUAAUAAUGUCGGACAAGUUGUAGGGCUAGCCCUUUCUGGUUACAUAUCAGAUAGAUUUGGAAGACGAACGGUCUUUAUUUUAAGUUGCUUCUUUGCUGCGCUACUUGGUAUUAUACGAUCCUUUUCAACCUCUUACCAAAUGUUCAUGGUUUUUGAAUUUCUGGAACCAGCUCUAAGCGUGGGAGCUUUCAAUUCUGCAUUUAUUCUCGGGAUGGAACUUCUUUGUCCGGAAAGAAGAUUUCUCGGGGCCUUCUUCAUUACUGCCUUUUUUGCUUUGGGUGAGGCUCUCUUAGGCCUUUUGGCAAUGGUUACGAGAGACUGGAGACUUUUACUACAGGUAGCCUAUGCCCCUACUUUCAUAUUCGUAAUCUACCACUGGAUCAUUCCUGAAAGUGUCAGAUGGCUACAAAGCAUGAACCGCACUAGGGAUGCAGCUAAAAUCAUAGAAUCCGCUGUGAAAAUGAACAAGAGCGAAUUGACACCCGAAGCUAAAGCUAUGCUUACCCAAGCCCUACAGAAAGAAUAUUAUCUAAACAAGAGCGAAAAACUGCACGAAAAAGAAAGAGAUUCCAACGAAUAUCGUCUGAUGUUAGUGUUCAAAUCCAAAAUUCUUCUAUUAAGGAUCCUCAACUGCUGCUUCUGCUGGAUAUCUAUAGGUUUUGUUUACUAUGGCCUAACCAUGAACUCAGUUUCUGUAGCUGGAAAUAAGUAUGUAAAUUACAUCCUGAACUGCUUGACGGAGAUUCCAGGUGGAGCACUAUCUUGCAUUCUUAUGGAAAAGAUUGGAAGACGAAAAGUUCUCUUAGUUAGUCUUACCCUUAGUAGUGUCUGUUGUAUAGCCUACAUUUUUCUUCAAAAUGCACCUGAGGCUGCACAACUGGUAGUGUUCCUCAUAAGCAAAUGCCUUGCUACAAUGUCUUACAUUGCAGUUUAUGUCUACACGACUGAACUCUUUCCAACAGAACUUAGGCAUACCCUAGUGUCAGUUUGUGGGAUGAUCGGAAAGGGAAAGUAUUUUGAAUCACUGCCGAUGAUUCUAUUCGCUUGUGCAGCCCUUCCUGCAGGAAUAUUAAUACUUUUUGCACCUGAAACUCACAGAAAAACACUCCCAGACACCAUUCAAGAGGCUGAAGAUAUCGGAAGAAGAUAGAACGCUGUUAUCAGUAAACAAA
Molecule: messenger RNA, 1615 nt
Organism: Phlebotomus papatasi
Lineage: Eukaryota; Metazoa; Arthropoda; Insecta; Diptera; Psychodidae
Product: organic cation transporter protein-like
Exons: 3
Coding region: 1-1593 (530 amino acids)
Biological process (GO): transmembrane transport
Cellular component (GO): membrane
Molecular function (GO): transmembrane transporter activity
Source: RefSeq, a predicted model, not a curated record